ACACCUGGUUCAUCUUCACCCAAUUUCAGCGUGUAGGCGCAGACCAAACCAGAGGUGAACAACAAUGGUAUCAGGAUCGGGAAUCUGCGCCAAGGAGGUGGUGGUGGACGCUCGCCACCACAUGCUGGGCCGAUUAUCGUCAAUUUUAGCCAAAGAACUACUCAAUGGCCAGCGAGUAACCGUCGUCCGCUGCGAAGAGAUCUGCCUCUCCGGCGGUCUCGUCCGUCAGAAGAUGAAGUACCUCCGCUUUCUUCGCAAGCGUAUGAACACUAAACCUUCUCAUGGCCCCAUUCAUUUCCGUGCUCCUUCGAAGAUCCUCUGGCGUACCAUCCGAGGAAUGAUUCCGCACAAGACAAAGCGUGGAGCGGCUGCACUAGCAAGGUUGAAGGUUUUUGAAGGGGUUCCUACUCCUUACAACAGGAAGAAAAGGAUGGUCAUCCCUGAUGCUCUCAAGGUUUUGAGGCUUACAGCUGGACACAAGUACUGCUUGUUGGGCCGGUUAUCUUCCGAGGUUGGAUGGAACCACUAUGAAACCAUCAAGGAGCUUGAAAAGAAGAGGAAAGAGAAGGCUGCAGUGGUGUACGAGAGAAAGAAGCAGCUCAACAAACUGCGGGCAAAAGCAGAGAAGGCAGCAGAAGAGAAACUUGGCUCACAACUGGAGAUUCUUGCACCGGUUACCUACUAAAUCUUCUGAUUUUAGUUUUUUGCUAGGAGUUUUGUGUUUGAUGAUGUUGACUCUUUGUAUUUCUAUGAGGAUUCAGUGUAUAAUGUGGUGGAAUCGAACAGUUUUUGUUCAAAUACUUGCGUAGCAAUUUGAAAUUAUCUAAAGAUUUUUGAGUAUGCUUUUGAAAGCAGGCUAUAAGUAUUAUUUCA
Messenger RNA from Helianthus annuus (common sunflower), 873 nucleotides. RefSeq names its product 60S ribosomal protein L13a-4. Gene Ontology annotation, molecular function: structural constituent of ribosome; mRNA binding. The record is from RefSeq and is a predicted model, not a curated record. Gene Ontology annotation, cellular component: cytosolic large ribosomal subunit; ribosome. Gene Ontology annotation, biological process: negative regulation of translation; translation. Lineage: Eukaryota; Viridiplantae; Streptophyta; Magnoliopsida; Asterales; Asteraceae. The transcript has 4 exons. Bases 65 to 685 code for a protein of 206 amino acids.